Messenger RNA from Ostrea edulis (European flat oyster), 447 nucleotides. RefSeq lists its product as uncharacterized. The transcript has a single exon. Bases 1 to 447 code for a protein of 148 amino acids. Lineage: Eukaryota; Metazoa; Mollusca; Bivalvia; Ostreida; Ostreidae. The record is from RefSeq and is a predicted model, not a curated record.
AUGGCACGCAUGCUCCAAGUGGAAGACUGUAUAGGUGUUUUUGAAGCAGCGCAGAAACAUGUGAUUCUUGAAAUCCAGCAGGAAGCUUACAUUGGUGAAAUUCAGUGUCUUCAACCUGGUAAGUGUUUAGCAAAGUCCAGCUCGAUAUCCACGCUAUCACCGUUUGUCGUCACGGAUGGUCUUUUGCGUGUAGGAGGCCGAAUUAAACACUCUAGUUUGACAGAUGCAGAGAAACAUCCUAUCCUUGUUCCUGGGCGUCACCACAUUGCUCUACUCAUUGUCCGUCACCAUCAUGAGCAGAUGCAACAUCAGGGUCGACACAUUACUGAAGGGUCCGUACGUUCAGCAGGUUUAUGGAUCACAGGAGCUAAGUCAUUUGUGUCUUCAAUGAUAUACAAUUGUGUUAAGUGUCGAAAGAUAAAAGGCGAUCUGGGAAGUAAAAGGUGA